AAGAGAGAAUGCUAAUUGGCGCGAUGGCUAGUGGUGUGUUGUAAUUUGUGCCCGAGGAGUUUGUGUGUAUUGGUUGGUGAAAUGUGAUUAUUUCAUUCGUAUUAACUUCAGUUUAGUGUCCAGUGAAGUGUUGUAGAAAAUGUAGUGGUGUACAGACUCUAUCCCGAAACCGACUCAUCGAAAUUUUUUUGGUUUUGUUAAAUGUCAUCAUCUGUAGCAGUCGUGACUCGAGCGUGAUUUCACUUCAGACGUAGAAUUAAAUAAUGUCAUCGCUUCAGAAGAAAGUUCUUAAAACUAAUCUCCCUCCUGGCCCGUCUGUUGCAAGAAGGCGCCUUGCAGUGGGCAGUAAACGUGAUUACGCUCCCACAAAAUGGAAUAAAUAUUUCAGUGAAUAUGAAGAUGUGCAUGUUCGAGAAAACACAUUUCGUGUGUAUAAGCGAGGUGACAGUGGUCCUGCUUUGGUUUUAUUACAUGGUGGAGGAUUCUCUGCACUUACUUGGGCAGUCUUUUCAGCAUCGGUGACAAACUUGGUUGCGUGCCGAGUUCUGGCUAUUGACCUGAGGGGCCAUGGUGACAGUGAAACGACAGAUGAUGAGGACCUGUCUGCUAAGACAAUGGCAAGCGAUGUUGGAGAUACUAUAAGCAUGCUGUAUGGCACUGAUGCUCCCCCAGUAAUUUUGAUUGGUCACAGCAUGGGUGGGGCAAUUGCAGUUCAUGUUGCUGCUGCUGAUUUAAUACCAUCACUUUGUGGACUAGUGGUAAUAGAUGUUGUUGAAGGGACUGCUAUGGAUGCUCUUACAAGUAUGCAGAGUUUCUUACGUAGCCGCCCCACUGGGUUCAAAUCAAUAGAACAAGCUGUCGAAUACAGUGUUCGUAGUGGACAAGUCAGAAAUUUGGAGUCAGCUAAAGUUUCUAUGCCUGGCCAAAUAAAGAACUGUGUUACUAACAAGGCAGCUACAAAUGACCUUAAUUUGUAUGAACCUUCAGAGGAAUCACUCGUUGCUGAGAUAUUAUCUUCCGAGAAUGUUAUCCAAGAAGAACCAAGUGGAGAAGAAAAUGACAACACUUCUUGUAGUGGUACAAAUGCAACUCAUCAUACCAGAGACUCUUCAGAUACAGAUGAUACGUGGGAUCAACAAAGCUGUUCUGUCCAAGAAAAGAAACGCAGUAGAACAGCUGACAAAUAUACGUGGCGAAUAGACCUAGCAAAGACAGAGAAAUAUUGGUCUGGAUGGUUCAAAGGACUGUCCAACAUUUUUUUGAAUUGUCCAGUGCCAAAAAUGUUAUUGUUGGCUGGAAUAGAUAGGCUGGACAAAGAGCUCAUGGUUGGGCAAAUGCAAGGUAAAUUCCAGUUGCAAGUUUUGGGACAGUGUGGCCAUGCUGUGCAUGAAGAUGUUCCAGAAAAACUAGCAGAUAUAAUGGCAUCAUUUAUGGACUUUCCCUGCAUGCUAAAAAAUAAGAAAGAGUGCAAGAAGACAAGAAACUGGGAAAUGCAAUGUGUUCUGAGGUGGAGAAAUUGGCUGACAGUUCUGCUCUCAGAAGAUGCCUUUGAUGCAGAAGUUCUUCCAGCUCCUUUGGGUAAAGCUUUUUAUCUCUGCAAGUACACAGCUGCUACUUCGCCGUUGAAUUCCAGCAUGUAAGAGCUGAGCAGUAUGCAUUAUGAAGGUUCAGAAAAUCGUUUCAGUGGGGAGCAGCUUUAACUUUCAGUUUCCUGGUCCCAACAGUGGUUGUUCAAUUGUAAGGUGUACUUUUGUGCUGUUCACAAUACUGUAAAUUUUGAGAGGGAGAAACUGAGUUCAAUGGCUGUACAACAAAUAAUAUAAUAAAUGAUUUUUACCUCCCUCAAUAAAAUAGAUAUAUAUAUAUAUAUUAUUAACAUCUUGCCUGUUGUUAUGCAUUCUCAAUGGUCUUUUGGCAAAAAAGGCAUUAUUCAUGUCUGCUAUAUCCUUUUGUCUUCUUAUAUGAAUGAAAUGAUGAUAACUUUCAUUACUAUCACUUACAACAUCUGCAAAAUAUAACUUCAAACUGCAGCGUAGCAGUAUUAUUUCAUACAUCCAGAAUGUCUGCCUUUUUGGACGUGUUCCAUAACAAGAGAGAGUAAGAGUGAGUGUGUAGCAUACUGUAGGAGAAAUUAAGAUAUUUAUUACUUGCUUAGACAAAUUCCUGAGUAGAUUAAUAAAUCUAAUUAUCAUCUCUACACAUUUUUACAUCUUCAACCACUCUCUGCAUGAAAUGGUACAGUGUCAUUAAGCCCUUUCUUUGCUUGUCCUAAAGUAGAUAUUAUGUUCAAAUCAUGUCAGCAAAUUUCUUUUUGCUGCUGCAUCAAUCCUCUGAAGUUGCAUUUCAUGUUCCGUACUCGAGUAAUUUAACAUGUUGACUACCAUGAGGCCACUGGUGGACACAGUGGAGCCUUGUGACUGACAUUGCGUGCCCGCUGACAGCCACACAUUCAGUCUAGUAGUGUGCAUUAACUGGUAUUCCUUGAUUAAGUUGAUUCUAGUAUACAGUAAGUCUGGUACUGUAUCUUGUUCAACUUUUAUUAUUGUUAUUAUUAUUAUUAUUAUUAUUAUUUUGCAAGUUUACGUUCAAUGGUUUUUAUUACUAAUUCUUUACAAAAUUACAUCAUGGCUCUAAAUCCAUUAUGAAGCUGAUUCCUAAUUUACCUUUUGAUAUGGACAGUGAGACUUCCUGUCAUAUAACGUGAUUGUAAAUGGUUUUCACUCAAAUAAAUCCCACACUGUCAACAUUUUAAAUUUCCAAAAACUGACUGGUUUCACUGAAGAAUUAUUGAGGAUGUCGAAAAAAUAAGGUUUUUAUGGUGAACCAGAGUUAUCAUAGCUUUCUUGUAAUGAGGAUGUGUUUGUGGGCACAACUGAUAGCAACACCAGUGACAAUGACGUAUUGGUAAUGGUGGUGAUGAUGGAAAUAGACACGAAGAAACCUACGGUAGUUUGAACUGUACGAGGCCACAACUAUGACGAAGGCUAAACUGGUAAUACCAUCCAUUUACAGGCUGCAUUGAUCCGCAGUAUGUGAUUAACAGGGUGCAGGGGAUUGUGAUGGAAUUAUGAACACAACUUCCAAAGAUAUGCUGUAUUGAACAGGGUGGAACUAGGGGCUGCCUGCUGACACACAUCGGGCAUGAGACUGCUGCAUCAGCCAGUGGCCUUGUGGCAGCCAACUUGUUAAAAAUGCAUCCCAUUCAGUUACACUACUCACCAAUGCCUUAUGUGGAUGCACAUGAGAAUUAUUACACAUGUCUCCACUUUCUUUUACUCUUGGAACCCAUUGUGCAAUAUAGCACAGUCUUCUUGACUUCGUCAAAUUCUAUUUUGAGCAUAAGAAUGAAAAUUAUCAUAGUUGUGAUUGUUGUUGUGUGUUGUACAGUAUGCAUUAAAUGGGCAAUAUUGUACUCGAUUUUGCCUGUAUAAAUUUGUUUUAUUUUGUGUUACUUGUACUUUAACCUAUAUAGUUUGCCUCUGACUGUUGUAAGCAAUGUUGACUCUUUACUGUUAUCGCCUUUUAAUGUUUUAAUGCCUUUUGUUUUUCAUAAAUCACUGCUUUUAUACUAUAAUGGGAAGCAAAAGAUAACAUCUCAGUUUUUAGCACAAAUUGUGUCCAAAACACUUUUUCUCCUAACUGAUAAGAACCAUUCAUUUGAUCAACUUAUUUUCAUAAUUUGUUGAAUAUUUAUUUUUUUCCUAAUACCAGUGCUUUAGUGCACUUGUCUUGAAAGACUGUUUGAUACUAUGUACAAAUUUCUUCAAAUGGUAUUACGGCCAAGAUAAAACAAAUCUUUUACUGCAAAGGGUCCAUAGAGUUAUGAUACAGAAAAGUAACAAUUCUGGAAAUGAUUGUUUCCAGGUAUAUUUUUGAAAUACAUAUUGCCAACACACUUUUUGUGGACAUUUGAUGAACAAGCCAAUUUGUAUUCUGAUUUCUUUGUUGUUUAAAGUUGAAAAUAUAUUUAUUUCAUUCCUUGGAGUAGACAUUAUGCCAUAACUGUAACUUAUCACACCCUUCAAGUAACUUUGCAAUGGGCCGAAUUCAGACGAUUUUUUUUAUUUUCCGCUAUGACUGUUGGAUGAAAUAAAAUAAAGUGUUCUAAAAAUGUUUGUUUGUAGAACAUUCUUUAUUUUCCACUACUAGACCAAGGAGAUUGUGCAGAAGGGUGCCCCAAGAUGUGUAACAUUGAAAGAAUUGUAUUGUAAGUUUGGUUAGAGUUCCACAUUUUGUUUGGCAUUCCGGAUCUACAGAAUAGAAUUAUUUAAAAAUAUGACUUGCCAGCAGGUUUCAUGUGUUUUGUCCUAGAGUUAUUUUCUUGUAGACAUAGAGAAUUUGCAUUGGUCAUGACAGAAAAGAAAUAGCCAAAUCAAGCUUAGGAUCUUUCCUAGGCUCACUAUCCAUAAUCUUUUUUCACUUGCACACAACAUCUGUAAAAAGCUUGCAUUUGUAAUAGUAAUUUGAAUAACCAACAUCUACAACAGUUACUGAUAUUUAUUAAUUAAACAACCCACGAUUUUGAUAACUACAGUUGAUUGUCAAGGUGCGGUAUGUAUAAGGAGAGGAAAAUUUCACAAAGAUGACUAUGUGAAAUUUGCAGUUUUGAGCAAAAUAGCAUGAAGUCAAUGAUUUUUACGAGAUGUGCUAUAAAUUUGAGUGUGUGAGUUUACUUAUAUAAGUAACUGAUAGUUAUUAAAUGUUAAAAUCACAUUUUUAUAUCUAGUCUCCACAAGGCUGAGGUAUGUAUAUAAUAUUAAAAUCACAGUUCAUUUUCUGUGUAACAAAUUCUGAUGUGAUGACAAAAAUAGUGUAGAAAUUUGUAAAAAUAAUACCAAAUUUGGCAAAAAACACUGAAUGUGACAAAACGGACAGAAUUUGGUAAAAUGUAAAAUUUGGCAUAAAAGAUGCCGAAUUUGGUGAACUUGUAUUAAAAAAAAAUAAAAAAAAAAAGAAUAAAUGGACAAACCACCUG
Messenger RNA from Schistocerca piceifrons (Central American locust), 4975 nucleotides. RefSeq names its product protein phosphatase methylesterase 1. The transcript has 11 exons. Gene Ontology annotation, biological process: protein demethylation. Bases 264 to 1640 code for a protein of 458 amino acids. NCBI's taxonomy places the organism in Eukaryota, Metazoa, Arthropoda, Insecta, Orthoptera, Acrididae. The record is from RefSeq and is a predicted model, not a curated record. Gene Ontology annotation, molecular function: protein methylesterase activity.